Fonsecaea erecta is the source of this 1350-nucleotide messenger RNA. RefSeq names its product methionine aminopeptidase 2-2. The record is from RefSeq and is a predicted model, not a curated record. Lineage: Eukaryota; Fungi; Ascomycota; Eurotiomycetes; Chaetothyriales; Herpotrichiellaceae. Bases 1 to 1350 code for a protein of 449 amino acids. The transcript has a single exon. Gene Ontology annotation, biological process: proteolysis. Gene Ontology annotation, molecular function: metalloaminopeptidase activity.
AUGGCGGCCAAAACAGCCGACGAGCUCUCGAAGCUCGCUCUCAACGGCAAUGCCGCGAAGCCUGGCCCGCAGAGAAACGGUACAAACGGCGUCAAUGGCCAUCUAUCGGAUCAGGACGACUCCGAUGAUGACGAUGCCACUGCCACUGUCAACGCUGGGGGUGCAGACGGGAACACGGCCAGUGGCGCCGCAAAGAAGAAGAAAAAGAAGAAGCCAAAGAAGAAGAAGACCACCGCAAAGGUCCAGUCUGAUCCACCCCGUGUGCCACUCAAAGAUCUCUUCCCCAAUGAUACAUAUCCCGUUGGCCAGGAGGUGGAAUACAAAGAUCACAACGCCUACCGCACGACCAACGAGGAGAAGCGCCACCUCGAUCGUAUGAACAAUGAUUUUCUUCAGGAAUACCGCAAGGGUGCCGAAGUACAUCGUCAAGUGCGCAAAUGGGCGCAUGCGAAUAUCAAACCAGGAAUGUCCCUGACUGAGAUUGCGGAGGGGAUCGAAAACGGUACUCGCGCUCUCACCGGGCACUGGGGACUUGAGGAGGGCGACAACAUCAAGGGUGGCGUCGGCUUCCCGACAGGAUUGAGCAUCAAUCAUAUUGCGGCACACUACACCCCCAAUGCAGGGAACAAAUGGAUUCUCCAAGAGCAGGACGUCAUGAAGGUUGAUUUUGGUGUCCACGUCAACGGCAGGAUCGUCGAUUCUGCGUUCACUGUGUCCUUCGAUCCCAAAUACGACAAUCUCCUCGCUGCCGUCAAGGACGCCACGAACACUGGUGUUCGGGAAGCCGGCAUCGAUGUGCGGGUUGGUGACAUCGGCGGGGCAAUCCAAGAAGUCAUGGAGUCAUAUGAAGUGGAACUCGAUGGAAAGACCUACCCUGUCAAGUCUAUUCGCAAUUUGAACGGGCAUGACAUUGUCCAACACAGCAUUCAUGGUGGCAAGUCCGUUCCCAUUGUCAAGAGCCACGAUCAGACGAAAAUGGAGGAGGGCGAGAUUUUCGCGAUCGAAACGUUUGGAUCGACCGGCCGUGGAUAUGUGACCGAUGACCUCGAAGUCUCUCACUACGCCCUCCGCUCUGAUGCACCAAACGUGCCAUUGCGCGUUCAAUCCGCCAGGAAUUUGCUGAAUGUCAUCAAGAAGAAUUUUGGGACUAUUCCCUUCUGCCGACGAUACUUGGACAGGCUCGGUCAGGAGAAGUACUUGCUCGGCUUGAAUAAUCUGGUAAGUUCGGGCAUCGUGGAAGCAUAUCCCCCGUUAGUGGAUGUCAAGGGCAGCUACACGGCUCAAUUUGAACAUACUAUUCUGUUGAGGCCUACGGUGAAAGAGGUCGUCAGCCGAGGCGACGACUACUAG